AUGAAGGCAGUCCAGAUACUCGGGGAUAUCAGCUCCCCCAGGAUCGUCACCAACGACGACAUGCCCACUCCCUCACCCAGCGGUUCCGAAAUCCUCAUCAAAGUCCACGCCGCCGGUAUCACGGGCGACGCUGUGACGUGGCCAGAGAUCUACGCAACACCCUCUCGCAUUCCGGGCCACGAGAUCUCCGGGACCGUCGCCGCUCUCGGGCCUGACUAUCUGGGUCCCCUGGCAGUCAACCAAGAAGUCUUCGGGAUGCUGUCAGCAGACCGAGGUCAGGGACAAGCCGAGUACGCCAUAUGCUCUGCUGCGGAAAUAGCUCCUAUGCCGUCGUCUAUCUCCCACGCGGAAGCGGCAGUACUCCCCAUCCCUCUCCUAACGGCGUGGGAGACUAUCGUGGAUCACGGGAAAAUCACGCCCAGCACGAAGGUUCUCCUCACAGGAGCCUCGGGGGCCGUCGGUUCGGUCUUCGUGCAGCUGGUCUCGCUUUUGACCGGGGCCCACACGAUCGCUCUGGCGUCGGCUCAGAACCACGAGGCAUUGAGGAAGCACGGCGCAGAGAAUGUUGUCGACUACAAGGCGGCGGGUUGGGAAAAAUCAAUCGGAAAGUUCGAUGUUGUCUUCGAUACUGUCGGAGGCGACAUCCUGACCAAGACGUGGGAUGCGGUUGCGGACGACGGGAUCGUCGUGACCGUGGGUGAUCCGCCGCCAGCGUGGGCGUUCGGGAGGGGGAAAGCGGUAGAGGCGGAGACCCGCCCAGGGGUUCGUUAUAUGCACUUCAUUGUGUCUCCCGAUGCAGAGAGGCUGGCCGAGGCGUCUUCUUUCAUUCACAGCGGCAGGAUGAAGCCUCUGGCCGUGCAGUCGUUCGGCUUUGGCGAUGCGGUGGAGGGAUGGACAUACGCUCAACAAAGGAAUAGAGGGAAGAAGGCUGUGAUAGUAUUUGAUGUCUACAAUUGUAAGCGGGAUUAG
This is a messenger RNA of Emericellopsis cladophorae, 969 nucleotides long. RefSeq lists its product as uncharacterized. The record is from RefSeq and is a predicted model, not a curated record. The transcript has a single exon. The coding region runs from base 1 to 969 and encodes 322 amino acids. Gene Ontology annotation, molecular function: oxidoreductase activity. NCBI's taxonomy places the organism in Eukaryota, Fungi, Ascomycota, Sordariomycetes, Hypocreales, Bionectriaceae.